AUGAUGCUGCUGGGCCGCGGGCCGGACGCCAGGGACAAUCAGACUAGACAAAUGCAAGAUGCUGUUUCAAAUGUGGAAAAACAUUUUGGUGAACUGUGCCAAAUAUUUGCUGGAUAUGUACGUAAAACUGCCAGACUACGAGACAAAGCAGAUCUUCUAGUAAAUGAAAUAUAUGCAUAUGCAGCUACAGAGACACCAAACUUAAAAGUUGGACUGAAAAACUUUGCAGAUGAAUUUUCCAGACUUCAGGAUUAUCGCCAGGCAGAGGUUGACAGGCUGGAAGCCAAGGUUGUGGAACCUCUGAAAUGUUACGGGACUAUAGUGAAACUUAAAAGGGAUGAUCUUAAAGCAACUUUAACAGCAAAGAACCGAGAAGCCAAGCAAUUAUCUCAACUGGAAAAGACACGUCAGCGGAAUCCAUCAGAUCUACACAUAAUUUCACAGGCUGAAAGUGAACUGCAGAGAGCAACACUGGAUGCUACUCGAACAACUCGGCACUUAGAGGAAACCAUUGAUAAUUUUGAGAAACAGAAGAUAAGGGACAUAAAAAACAUAUUUUCCGAAUUUAUAACUAUUGAAAUGUUGUUCCAUGGGAAAGCUUUAGAGAUAUAUACUGCUGCCUACCAAAAUAUCCAAAAUAUUGAUGAAAAUGAAGAUUUGGAGGUUUUUCGGAGCUCACUUUAUCCACCAGACUAUCAGUCUCGCUUAGACAUAGUUCGUGCAAAUUCCAAGUCCCCCCUGCAAAGAACUGGCUCUUCAAAAUCUUCAUUGAGAACAGCACAGCAGAUUUCCCGCAGAAUGCUUAGAAGAGAUGAAGAAGAGGAUGAAGAGGAAGAUGACGAUGAUGAAGAGGAGGAUGAGGAGGAUGAAUUUGAUGCUACUAAGGAAGUGAGAUAACAAAGCUGUUCUAAGAGGGGUUUUUUUUUAUUAGGGGGACAAAAAAAACAAAAACAAACCCCUUUACCUGAAGUCUUUCAGUGGGGCUAUACAUUUAGAAUUCCAGCAGGAGCAAGAAUCAGCACUGAUUCUAGAGUGCCAGACAACAAAUGACUGGUUUAAAAGAAUGGGAAAAAAUCCACUUAAAGUGGACAAUUUCAGUAGCUAGAAAAUUAAAUAUUUAAAUAGAUGCCUGUAUUAUAUUUGCAUAGAUGUUAUAUUGUAAUCACAUUUGCUGAAACUUAUGUGAUAAAGUGUCCAAAAACUGCACUAAGCUUUCAAGCAGUUACAUUGUUUUCUUGUUACUUUGCCAAUAUAUUACCUCUCUAGCUAUACACCUCUUGAAUUUAUUAAGUACUCUAACUGUAACUGUUGUAAUUUGGUUUAUACAUCCUAAAGUAACUGUAGUAGUUAAGAAACUGCAGCAACAACCUGUUAAGAUUUCAUUUUGCUAUCCACACUGGAUGGCAGAAGGCAGGGUGAGGUGUACUUUUAUUUUCAUUUUCCUCAGGCUUUCAUCAGGUACAGAUGACUUUUGAUUCCUUUAUGCAUACAGAAAGAACAGUCACAAAUAAGGAACUGGCCCAGUAUCUUAUGUUCAAUCUGCUGCUCUGCUUUUAAAUAAAAGUGCCUUCAUGAUAAAACUAGUGGAUAUUUUAUGUAGUUGAUGUUCAUUGUCUUAGUUGACAUGCUCUACAUAGUUGAAACAUAAUAGUUUGAACCAGUAAGAGUUCAGUUACUGCUUCCAUCAAACAUUACACCUUUUGAGUGUAAUUUCUUAUCCUUUUUGGAGAUAGAAGUUACAUGUGUUAAUUUUUUAACAAUGUACGUUGUCUGUCAGAAAGCUGCUCUUCACACUGUUCACCUCCAGCUUUAGUAUCUGCUAAAGAACAAAUGGAGAAGAAUUUAAAUUUUCUCAGUCACAAGUUUAAAAUUAUAACAAAAUCUUCUUUCAGUUACAGAAAUAAACCAAGUGCAUUUAUAAUAUUGAUGCUGCUUUU
Molecule: messenger RNA, 1937 nt
Organism: Cinclus cinclus
Lineage: Eukaryota; Metazoa; Chordata; Aves; Passeriformes; Cinclidae
Gene: CIBAR1
Product: CBY1 interacting BAR domain containing 1
Exons: 9
Coding region: 1-897 (298 amino acids)
Biological process (GO): cilium assembly
Cellular component (GO): ciliary transition zone; ciliary basal body
Source: RefSeq, a predicted model, not a curated record